AUGAAAAGAGGCAAUUCCUCUCCAAUCUCCUCCUCCGAUCAGAGGAUGAAAAAGAACAAACAAGAGGAUGAUGAAGCAGCAAUAGCUUUGGAUCAACAAGCAGAAGAGGAGGUAUCUGAAGAAAGGGAUGAAGAAGGUGAGGAGGAUGAUCUCUACAUGUCCCAUGAAGAUUACUGGAGCUCUGUUGCCGAUAUCGGUUGCAGUGAUCAUAAUGAUGAAGAUGAGGAGGAGGAUUUUUCGGAUGUGAUUCUCAGAACUUCAUUUCAUGAUUAUCAUCUUCAUAAAAUUGUGUUGAACAAGUGCAACUACUUCAAAAUGUGUAUGAAACGAACAUUGGGAUUUAACGAAUCAAAGCAAGACGAGAAUGGUAAACAAAUGAUAGAUUUGAAACAUGCAGAAGAAACAUUGGGAAAUAGUGGAAUUAAAUUUGAUAAGCAAAUGUUUGAUAAAGUUGUUCAAUUUAUUUACUGUAAUUAUGUAGAAGUAGAGGAUGCUGAUGUAAACGAUUUAUAUUACUUGAUACAGAUUGGAGAUUUUCUUGACAUGAAACAAUUACAAAAUUACAUUCUGCAAAACACCUUACCACAUUUCAAAAUAUAUUUGAAAGAAAGGUUGGGAAUAGAAAUUCCAAUUCAAGAAAUAAUAUUCUACUCUCUGUCUGUUGUAGCUGAUGGAAAUGAGUAUCUGAUGGAAAUUCCAGCAAUUCCUAUUGAAUUUUUGAAUUUCAUUUUUUCACAACCAAAAGUUCCUAUCACAUGUAAACUGGUAUUGUUGGAAAAACACUUCCAUCAAAGCACUGAAACAGAAUUGAGCGAUAUUGACAAGAAUGAAAUUUUCACACACUCAUUGGUACAACCUUACAAAAAUCUCAUGCAACAAUUGAAAGAUAUGAUUCAACAUUCCGAAGUGUCAUCCAUUCGAGAAUCUAGUGCCCAAUCUUUGGCACAAAAGUUGUGUCCAGAAUUAACACCCUAUCCAUCGGCAACAGGUAAUAAUGUGGAUAUUCUACUGACACGAUCUGAAUAUGUAGAAUUUAGUUUGGAGUCAUGUGUCGAGAUGGAAUGUUUUUGUCUGUUAUUUGGAGGUUUAUUCAACUUAAGGAUUGACUGCGACGAGAGAAGCUCUGCAUAUUGGUGGACUUUCACAUUAGAAAAUCUUGAAUGUACGUAUCCUGUCAAAGUAAGCCUGUACCUCAUGUCGAGAAAUUCAUGUGGAGGAGUUGAAUGGUCUUGUGAGGUUUUUCAAAGCUCGACACCUCUUGAACAAGGAAAAUCACAAGAGCUUGGGGUGGUUUAUGGAGAACAACUCUAUAUUGGCAAUGUUGAUGUGAAGGGAGUCCUCAUGGUUGAGAAAUGUACAAAUAUUACCAACAAUACGCAUGUGUUUGAGCAAAAGAGAGGACAAGACCCUGUGCUCUGA
Messenger RNA from Naegleria fowleri, 1419 nucleotides. RefSeq lists its product as uncharacterized. The coding region runs from base 1 to 1419 and encodes 472 amino acids. The transcript has a single exon. Gene Ontology annotation, molecular function: protein binding. The record is from RefSeq and is a predicted model, not a curated record. NCBI's taxonomy places the organism in Eukaryota, Heterolobosea, Eutetramitea, Acrasida, Naegleriidae.